GAGUGUGUGUCUUUUUCGAAAAUAUGAAAAACGGGGUCAAUGGUUCCGGGGCACAAUCGCAACAGUAAUAAUUCUUCAGCCAGUACAUGCCAGGCAAAGUGUCAUCUUUUAACGAUGUCUGGCCCCAUAAAAUUCGAGCAGUAGCAGCAGUUGCAUCUCCGUUCAAAGUUUCGCGCUGUAUCGGGUGAGAAUUGCUAUUAAACCGUUGAUGGCUCAGAUGCUCCCAGCAAUAGACAAAGUUUGGCGCCGUAAAUUGGCCCCGGGCGAAAAAUGACUCCCCUCAAGUACAGUAAAACAUGGCCAUCGAUCCUAACGAAGAUGGCCGUCGUUCAGCUGCGCGUCGAUUCCCGGGGUAGAACGUACAGCUCGAUCGUGGAACCGGCCUGCCUGACGGGCCCGACCAAUCUGGUCGAAUCGAACCCAAACUUUUGCGUGAUGGGCGCCGGAUAUCCGCAAAUUCUGGUGCAAACCCCGGGCGGUGGCAACGGAACCUGUGAACUGCCGCCGCCCCUGCCGGAUGUGGCCAACGUGGGGGACAACUCGGUAGUGCAAGUCGUGGGUCAUCAUUGUCAGUGUGGUGGUAGAGGAGGAGGUGGAGGAGCAGGGAGUGGCGGGGGAAGUUGUGAUGGUGGUGCCAGUGUUGAUCGUUUCCGGAGGCACCGCUUCCGGUCGGAGUCAAUCAAGAUCGACAACUGGGAUUACAUCUACACCGAGAAGAUGCCACUGAAGGCGGUUGGCAGUGGAGUGGGGAGUGCACCGCCAGACCACCUCCACCACCCAGCGUGCGGGGACCACCGGUGCAUCUCCGGCCAGGCCGCCCUCAAAGCGUCCACCCUGCGGCGUCAUUACUACCCCGAGGGGGACUGGGGCUGGGUCAUCGUGCUCGUCGGCAUGCUCAACAUGAUCCUGAACCACGGAGUGCAAAUUUCGGGUCCACUUUACCUGCUGCCAGCCGGGGAGCGUUUCCGGCAGAGUGCCGUCAACAGUGCAGGUUGGCUCGGAGCACUCUCCACGGCGGUGGCCCUUUUCAUCUCCCCCAUCACCAUCGCGGUCUGCAAGCGAAAGUCCACCCGACUGACGGCGGUCAUCGGCGGCCUGGUGACGGCCCUGGGAUGUCUCUUUACUUCGUUUGCCUCGCAGUUUCACCAGCUGUUCUUCAGCUAUGGUGCCGUCGUCGGCGUUGGAGUCGGCAUGACCCGGGACUGCUCGACGCUGAUGGUGGCGCAGUACUUCAAGAAGCGGCGCGAGUUUGUCGAAAUCUUUAUCGUCUCGGGCAGCGGGCUCGGCAUCGCGAUCAUGUCCACCUUCAUCAAGUCGGCCAUCGAUGCCAUCGGGUGGCGGCUGGGUCUGCAGGCGGUCACGGGGACCGUGUUUAUCACGUUUAUCCUGGGCACUUGCUACAGAAGCGCCUCGCUGUACCAUCCCCAGCGGAGGGCAAUUCUGCACUUGAAGAAUCAAAAGCGGAAGAUCAAGGACAAAAACAAGCACGACGAUCGUCCGCCGUUCUUCGAUUUCAGCACGCUGCGGAGUAAAACCGUGAGGAUACUGCUGGUGUCUACGGGGAUUAGUGCAUUCGGUAUCAACACACCGAUCUUCUAUCUCGCGCAUCAGGUCGAGGUCGACGGUAUCGGGGACAAGGUUAUGAUCUUGCAAACUUAUCUGGGCCUUGCGUGGACGCUUGGUUGCGCCGCGUUCGGAAUGCUAGUCGUGCGGAACAGUGUCGAGUGUCGCAUAGCGCGGCAGUAUCUCUGCCAGACGGCCACCCUGAUGUGUGGGCUGUGCAUCCUGGCGCUGACGGCUGUUCAUGGGAACUACCACGGGUACGUGAUGUUCGUGUGGAUCUACGGAAUCUUCUGUGGGGGCUAUCACUACUCGCUGAAGAUGUACACGUACGAGAAGGUCCGGGCUAGGAACUUUGCCCGGGCUUGGGGAUUUGUGCAGUUCUCGCAGGCGAUUCCGAUAGCGCUUGGGGUGCCGAUAUCCGGGUACAUGAAUGUCGGAGGAUCCGGCAAGGCUGGGUACUACUUCAGCUCGGCGUGUGCCCUCCUGGGAAGUCUUGCUAUGUUCCUGAUUGAUCUGCACAGACGCAACGUCUCGAGGCAUAAGCACACGAGGGCCAACGGCACCCGGCAGCUGUGCGUCUCGGAGACGUGUCCCCAGCGGCGGAAGUUGUCCUUCUCGCAGGAACCGGACAACGAACCGGGUAUCAUUACGGGCAACACGGCCAUGAUGAUCGGUCCGGAGCUGCUGAUUCCCCAGCUGAGCGACGGAGCCGUCGAGCCUAUCAACGGGCUGGACAAGCCCGAGCUGACGUGCAUUUCCGAGGAGGGUAUUGCCGACAUGGACCUGCCGGAUAAUCUGUUGGACGAUUUGGACUACGUCGGGGACUGUAUCACUUCAUGUAAUAAGGUCGAGAACUACCUUAUGCUCAGUGAGUUCGAGAACAACCUUAGCGCCGAGGCUCCAGUCCUGCUGGACAAGCGUGGCCGCAAGCUGUCACUGUCCAAGACGAAAACCCUACUUGCCAAUCAGCUGAACUUCCAGCACCACCCGGACUGUGCCUUGGAGCAGCAGCAACAUCAGCACCACAGUCAAAUCGGUCCCACGCCGAUAUUACCGAUCAUCGAGCACGAGCUUUCCCCGACAACGGAAAAGGGUCAUCAACAUCACGGCCAUCACAACCAUCACCACCACCACCACCAUCACCAAAAUCACCAACCAAACGAGAGGGCCAAGCCGGCUACGGACAACGGUCACUGCAAUGCUGGCGGCAAACCGUGUAGGCUCAACAACAAGUGGCGUCCGUCGCCACAGGCCGGAACCUUCCUGAACGCUCGUGUGAUAUCUGUGAUUGACGAAGCUUCCGUGUAGACACGUGGAAGCGUUUCGCGAUGAUUGUUUUGUAGCUUUGAAUGACCAUUUUUUUUGUCGGCGUGAUUCCUGAUUGACAGGCGAUGUUUACGUUACCUCAAAGUUGAGUCGCCUUCUGACCCUUGGUAUCCAGGUAACGUGAAGUUGGUAACUGUCAAAUUAAACACGUGAACUAUUCGACAAAAAUGUCCAAAGUGCUCCACACCGCCGAUUGUUUUUAAAACUAAUAUUGAUUUUAUUCUUGUUUAAUAAAGAAGGAAAAAAACUGCGUGAAAAGCAACGUUUUCUGGGACUGAGUAGGUUUAAAUCGUACCUGAUGUGAUUGAAUUUAGGAAAAAGGCGUUUUCUAACGAAUCAAACAACAACAAAACACUAAUCGAGAAUAGGAAUAAUACGCUUAAUCGACUAGAGAGAGAAGAGUGAAAAUUGCGGAAUGUUCUGUACACUAACAAUGCACACACCACACUUCUGUACGAACCCUAUCUCUACAUUCGAAUCUUAAAACCGUUGUUGAAUAGAAAAGUAGUUUCAUCUCCAACACCUCAUGCUAGCAAGCGAACAAACGAACACUGCCCAGUUGAAAUACAAAGAAAAACGAAAAACUCAAGUCCACAGCACGCCGAGGAAUGCAUUUAUACCUAUUGAAACCUCAAAACUUAACACACACAUAAACUUUUUUCUAUAUGUUCAUGUCUGUUUAAAUAUAUCUAGAUAACCAAUCCUGUAAAAAGAACACAAAAGAAAACAACUCUUACAAAUAACUGUAGGCCUUCCUCCCGCUAACUUAUCUAUAAUAGCGUUAUUAAACUUGCUGUUUCUACAUUCUGUAAAAGAGCAACAAACGCAAGAAAAUUAAAGUGUACAUUGAAACGAUUGCCCCUCUAAUAGUGUGUAGUAUAUAUCAAUAUGGGAUUGAAAAAUAAAAACAAUAAUAUAAAAUUCAAUUAUGGCAUCAAAACAUGCAACAAAAAGCUGCCGAAAAGGGAUUGCUAACUAUGGAAGGAAUAAUAUAAUAUUUAAACUGUUCAAUAUAAACCUGUACUACUUAUAUAUUUAUAUAUAUUUAUUGCUAUACGAUAUACAACUGACUUGUAUAUUUCAUAAUGAAAGUAUAAGAACUAGCGACAAUUCGACAGAAUCAAUAAACAAAUAGACACGUGUUUAGCGAAACAGAA
Messenger RNA from Culex pipiens pallens (northern house mosquito), 4046 nucleotides. RefSeq names its product monocarboxylate transporter 12-like. The transcript has 8 exons. Bases 271 to 2871 code for a protein of 866 amino acids. NCBI's taxonomy places the organism in Eukaryota, Metazoa, Arthropoda, Insecta, Diptera, Culicidae. Gene Ontology annotation, biological process: transmembrane transport. Gene Ontology annotation, molecular function: monocarboxylic acid transmembrane transporter activity. The record is from RefSeq and is a predicted model, not a curated record.